UCGCUGCAGCCGCUGCCGCUGCGGCCCGGCUCGUUCCCGCCCUCAGCGCUUCAGCAGCCCCCACCUCCGGGAGCGGACCAGUUGCUGGCCUGGCUGCUAAGUGACCUGGCGCAGGCCUCCCGCCGCGCGUCGGGCGCCGCCAUCAGCGCGCCGCCAGGGGCCGGUCCGCUGACGCCGGCCAAGCGCCAGAUUCGCUACCACCAGUGCUACUUCAACCCCAUCUCCUGCUUCCGGAGGCGGAAGUGAGCAAUGCCGCCGCGCGGAGCGGCAGUCGCGGCGGCCGCGGCCUCCUCGAGAGGCCCUGGUCCUGGCGUGGUCAGGCUGAGGUGAAUCCAGCCGAAGUCCGCCUCCGAACCCGGCGGGCGUUGGUAGGGUGCAGCCAAGGAGGAGUGCACUCGACGGGGAGGGAGGCAGCGACACCGUCGUUUGCCUCUCGCUGACUCCUUCCCCCGCAUCAUUCCAUCAGAGGGCGAUAUUUACGUACCUUUUUCGUGACUUUGUAUCGGCCUACCGUGGUGGUGUUGUCAAAUAAA
Molecule: messenger RNA, 533 nt
Organism: Pollicipes pollicipes
Lineage: Eukaryota; Metazoa; Arthropoda; Thecostraca; Pollicipedomorpha; Pollicipedidae
Exons: 2
Source: RefSeq, a predicted model, not a curated record